Molecule: messenger RNA, 22743 nt
Organism: Phytophthora nicotianae INRA-310
Lineage: Eukaryota; Oomycota; Peronosporomycetes; Peronosporales; Peronosporaceae
Exons: 10
Coding region: 7187-22591 (5134 amino acids)
Source: RefSeq, a predicted model, not a curated record
AAGCAUGCGUUCCAGAAGGCCCCGCGAGAGCUCCACACGUCAUCGCUGCGUGGAAACGCAGAAUCGUGUGACUUUUUCACCAACUUGAUGCAUCAACUCGAAGAGCUGCAGGUGAGGCGCAGACGCGUUGCUGUGAAGUGCAGCCUUCACGUACAACGUGGCACGAAGUACUACUGAUUCUCCUCCAGCCAUUCCAUUUCAGCCGCGUCGUUUCGUGUGGAAGAUCUCGUCCAUCCCCUUCGUCACUGACGCAAAUCGUGCUGGCAAGGUAUCUGUACGCGGCACCGAGGGCAGCACCGGAGGAGUCGUCGGAGUCCUGAUGCCGUUCCUCACUCCAUCUAAUCCGAUGGGAAGUGCCCUCCUACAAGAUGAUGCUACUAGAGUGAGCUGCUCGAUGAGUAAGUCGACGGAGCCGACUUGCCUCCAUCAACUGGAGUUAAUAUGCGACUGCCGCUAGGUAGCUUACCUGAAUAUUCGAACUACUCUUUCUCAGUUGUCGUAUACUACGACUCGUAGUGGUACGCAUUCGUGUGGCGCAGAUUCCAGUCGAAACCAACAAGAAAAGUGGAAAGCCCUCUGCAGUGGUGACUGCAUGCUGUCUUCUUUCCUGAUCAAAUGGACGAUGUGAAGCCCAAACUACCUCAUGUAUGUUCAGUAAUAUCCACCAGCAAGCUCGCUAUGUGACUGCUAGGACAACUACAAUCAAGUGCCCACACCGCGUGGGCCACGCGGCCUGUGCUAUCUCGCCCCACAACAACCAUAAAAAUGAUAAGGCAGGCAACUUAGUUGGCUGUCAUCUUUCGUCUGAAUGAAUCGCUCGCAGCUCACUAUGCUGCUCCAGAAUUGCACAGUAGUAGCUGUUCUGGUUCGUGCGGUGCGUGGCUAGUGUCCAGUCGAUCCAAGCUAAGUUGAAGCUGAUAAGUUGCCCCUCUAGCUAUCCUGCAACAUAACCCGUUACGUUGCCUUGACCUAUCUUCCAACUUCAAUACCGAUGCGGAGACGCGACAAAGUCGCGGCCGCGCUGGCGGAUGUACAGGCUCGGCAGGAGAGCCUCGCUCGAGGCUCUGUUCUCUCCCGAGCGUCCUCUCCGUCGCCUUCAGCUUCAGCUUCAGCUUCAGCUGCGCUGUCUCCGCCUCCAUUGUCGCCCCCCGUCUCGAUAAACAAGGCGCAAAGGGCUACAGCCUCUUUCCAGUGGCUCAAGCGCCGCGUCGUUCGCCGUAGUGAGAGUAAGGAGAGCGACGUCCUGGAGGAUCUAGGCAGCCUCGAUCUUGUAUCCUCAGCGUCGUUAGCCUCAGUACGCGCACUCAUUGGCCAGUUCAUCGCGCUUCCGCCCAGACGUGAGUUCGCGUUCGUCCACCCGACGACCAACGCAACAGUUGCCGUGGCUGAUGAGAGCGAUAUUUAUGCUAGAAAUUUGCCUUUCAUCUGCCUCGUGCUGCUGCCAGUAAAGGAACCUGCAGCAGGCAGAGGUACUUCCAUUCCUCUUGUCAGUGCUGUUGCGACCCGAAGACGAGACGGGAAAGAGGAGCAGCGUCGACCAGAGACGGCUCACAUACAGCAGCAGCAAGAAGAGAAACAACUGCGACCGCGAACGGUGGCUGGGGGUGCUAAUCGAGCAACAGCGACUGUUAUUGCUCCUGCAUCUGCUGUUGUGUCGAGUGAAUUGAGUCUUGUGUCGGCUGUGAAAGGAGACCGAGGUUCACCUGAUGGGGUGAAAACCGGACGAGAGCGACAUGGCGUGUUCACUCCUGUGAGAGAAGAACGAAAGCAGAUUGAGACGGACGCUGUGCCUUUGCAAACUCCAACGAAGCCUAUGGAAUCGACGAGAGAGAAACGCAUUCUUGACAACAAACGAGCUAGCAGUGCUAACUUACCGGAGAGAUUGAAGCCCAGCCAUUCGAAGAUGGCAGGACAAGACACAACUGACAAGCAAAUGAGUGAACUCCAAGGUCACAGGACAUCCGUUCGGGUGGCUAGUGCUGGUAGUGGUGCUCUAGUCAUACCAGUCGAGGAGAAACUUGCUGCUUCUUUCAUUCCGGAGACGUCGCCUGCAGUACAAGAAGAGACAGAAUUUAUUCAGUCCUCGCCGAGUAUACAGCGGCAAGCUCGUGAGAAUAUUACACCGCAUCAAGUUGAUAGUAGUGACGCUACUAUUGCCGAUCUAGCACCCAAGAAACCCAGUUCUCCAGGGAAAUCAGUCUACCAGACACCAGGGCAUUUGCGUCGAUCUCGGCGCUUUAAGGGGCUCACAGCUGCCAAAUUAGCAGAGAAAAGUUGGGAGUGCGAAGACCCGGAAGAGCAAGAAGUGAUUACUGACGCGGAACUCGAGGAGUUUCUCCGGUCUUUAUUAAGGAUUAUUCGUACAGGGCUUGAAGGUGUCGAUGCGCGUCAACUUGAUGAGGCGCUUUCGUACUACGGAGUUGAUUACCGUGCAUUGAAACUAAACGGAGUAUUGCUAGGAUUGGAUACCGAGCUUGGUAUGCGGUGCAUCCAUGUUCGGGGUGGAGUCGAUGGACAGUUAAAGCAGUAUUUGCUGAAAAUAUUCCCAGUGGAUAAGGAGAACUCAGUCGAUCCUGAAGAUAUCCAACGCUUUGAGUUUGCGUUGAACAUUUUCGCUGGAAUGAGAGGCUGGAUAUCACCUACCAAACUACGAGCGAGUUAUUUUGAAGAGAAGCAUCCUCUGCAGUUCAUACCAGCAAGUGAUAGUAGGAGAUUGGCGUUUCUUCGUUUAUCAGAUAGAGAUCAUCAACUAUUCGCGUUGGCCAGCUCAGACGAUCCCACAGUGCAGUUGGAAAGCUGGUUAGCAGAUGGCAUGGAGAUAACAUACGUGUUAAUGUAUGGAUUUCUGCAAUCAAGGAGAAAUUCAGAGCAGAAACCUUUGAUACAAUUGGAAGCUCAUUAUUUGCGUCGAGAUCGCGUUCAAGCAACAAUCCAGAAAUUAACCUCGGUCAGCUUCGACGUGUGGAAAAGAUUAGAGUUCUGCUCUAACGAUAUCGACGAUACUUCUAUGGUGAGACGCUUGAACGAGCUUACAAGAACCUUCCUGCAAGACAGCAAACUGUACUGUGGAGACCUUGUAGGAUCUGCAUUCUUUCCUGCACUCGUCGGAUACCUGAGUCGAAAGAAGGAGCAGCUAGCCCAAAGCUUAUUCGGAAUUCUACCAACGUCCGGUGUUCGUGGUGCGCACCAUACCUCUGUAUUGGAAUACUUGCGACUUCUUCGUCAGUAUCUGGAGCAGCCUGAAACUGAUUCGGCAAGUUGCGAUUCGUAUCUGCAAUCGGUGGGAUUGAAGAUUAUCGAUGUGGACAAAAUAAAUGCAUCCCGAAGCAGCGCUGGUCUUGGAAGACUCUAUGUGAAUGGGAGGGAAUCAGCUUUAACCCAUUAUCAGUGCAACCUAAUGGCAAAUGACUCGAGUUUACUGUUAAAGGCUCGAUGGGAGCACCAGGAGCUACGCAAAGGAACAGUUUCAAGGUACGCAGUUUCCUCACAGAUUGCAGCAGCUAUCGUUACUACUGACAGUUUCUGCGCAGGUAUUGUUUUCAUGGAACAAAAGAAAUUGCUGUUGAGUAUGUUUUCGUUCGAACGAAACUAUUUCCAAGCGCCGGCAACGAUAUGCGAUGGGAAGACCGAGAUAGAACGGCAAGAAAAGAAGCGCAACAUGCGUUUGUACUCAUUUGUGGUGACUCACUGGAGGUACCUGAAAAUGUUGCGAUUGGAGUGGGCAUAAAUAUUAUUCACGCGGAGCUGCUUCCACGCAUUAACUCGAUGACUUCGCUGAGCACAGUUCUGCGAGAAUACUCGGGGGCAACGUCAAUUUCGUUUGGAUAUUGCUACACACCAGUUGAUCAGGCCGUCCGUGUGGCGUUUCGAGUCCAUACAGACACUUCUGUUGAGAACCAUGGAUAUAUUAGUGGAUCUUCUGGAUGCUGGGGGCUUCCGAGCGCAAUCAUAGGAAUAGAUCGCUUUCUCAAGUCUGCACAAGAAGAAGAGGCUAUUGCGUUCUGUGAAGCUGAUGGACUAAGAUUUUUGAAUUUGUUCCUGCGAGGAUUGGGCGAUCCAUGGACCACAACGAAGUACGGGAAGCCCUUCUUUGACUACAUUUACGAGAAGAAACGUGAUGAUACGGCAUCUUUGCGUGGAUAUUUACUUCGAGCGAUGAAACGAACUAUCGCUAUAAUCCCCUGUGUGCCGCAAAGUAUUACGAAGACGAACAUUAACAUUAUUGUCCAGAUAAUGGAUAAUUUCCCAGACAUGUCGGAUGUAGUUGACGAAGUGAUUGGCGUGCUAAUGGCGAUAUGCUCAAGUACUCAGGAGCCGAAAGGAUCAAUAUCUGAUUACUUUGCCCCUCGAAUGACAGAAAACCAGAAACAAUUUACGACUCAAAGUGGCCUGGAAAUUUUAAAGGAUUGUACCGCAAAGCUGCAGGGCAUUCCUGCAUACAAGGAGGCCGUAGAGACAGUAAUUCUUUGUCUUCUAAUGACCCAUGAAAUGAGCGCUACGAAGGCUGGAUUGCUCUUUCACUGGCACGAUUGGUUCGAAUAUUACAUCGAAAACGGAGCUUGGACAACACAUCCAGCAGAGUCAGCAUUUCUUCUCAAACAAGUGCACGCACACUUUUUCGCUUCGACUGCCAUUCUAAAGCCAGAAGUGGAAAAAUAUCCGUGCGGAUGCGAUAGACGUUUAGUGGAGUUUGUGGAGGCUUUUGUCGGUCUGAUGAAGCUGUUUGUGAGGCUGAUGUUGACAGGUUUUGGGGUGACGUGGGCUCAACUCGAAAUGCACGGCCCACGCGAUUGCGUGUCAUUUCUACUGUGGAGCGCUCACCCAUCUCGUUGGAUACCAUCAAUGGAUGAAUUGCAGAAACUGAUUGUGUCCAGUCUGUGUGAGUUUAUGGAGCGCUUGACAAGCUCGCAUCAGUAUCUUCGUGCGUUGUCUGAGCUCACAGCACCACUAAUCGAAUUAUUAUGUCAGCAAGACUGUACUAGUACUUCGCUGCAUACAGGGGCUCUACGCGUACUCAGCCUAACAUUUCGACUGGCGAUUGACAAGAAAGUAUGGUCAAUCUCGAUGGAAAUCUUUCUGGAAUCGUUUUAUCAGCUUCUGGAAAGUAUUUGUGGCGAAUCUUCUUGUUCAGAUAUGAACCGGUAUAUGAAUGACGUCCUGUUUAAUGCGGAGCGUUCCAAACAAUCUGCAAGCUCGUCAACUAUUUUGUCGUUACUCCAUGAAGAACACAUGAAUUUCGUUGGUGGAUCGAGCCAGCUGUCCCCCGUCUCGCGAUCUCAAACGAAGUCAUUACUGCAGACACUGGUGUCGUUAUGUUCACUGACUUGGAACUCGGUUCUCCAACCCUUUUGUCAAAUACCAGCCUUACUCAACCUCGGGUGGAUGCUAACAAGUUCGGAAAUUGCUGGCGACUUAGCACAACUCGAGGUGGAUGAUGGUUUGCUUUCUUUAAUGGAGAACGAGAGUGUAGUAGUCUCCAUAUCCGCGGCCCGUGCGUACACUGUAUUCCUCUUUCAAGGGCUGCAAUCAAGACGUGUCAUAGCUGAAUAUCGGCUGAAAAAGUUGUGCAACCUUCUAACUACCGUCUUAGCAUCCAGCUCUCGUCUGAUACUUUCUCCCAAGCGCUCAAGUAAUUCUGAGAACUCAGAUAUUAUCCAGUUCGUUGCAAACCAACCGGAUGCUUAUUCGAUUCUUAUGCGGUACAAGGAUCUCAACCGUGCAAAACAGAGUCAAGCUCAACAGAAAGAACUGGAUCAAGAUGAUGCAACGACAGCGGGCUCGUCACCGGUUGAGGUUUUCUGGGAGUUGAAUGAGCGGAAUGAUCUUAAUCGAGCUAUGGCCGACAAGCUCGCUAACCAUUUAAAGUUGCUGAUUGUUUUGUCCUCAAUGACAAGGAAUAUCGUGUCAAUUGGAAGCAGUGACGAAAUAAGGGAGAUCAUUUUUCUGCUUGUGCGGUUUGUUCGGGAGCGCGUUCAUAGUGCAUCUCCCCACAUUACGUUGUAUUUACUGUCACUGAGGAAUCUCAUCUGGGCUACACGGCCAGACAUUAUGAAAUGGGGGAUUUCAGAUUUGACAGAGCCCCCUUUCCUCCGAAAACUCCUGAUUCUAGCCAAGGACAAAUUGCAUCAGGUACGAGCAGAUAGUGCCUUUGAGUUGUGAGCGAGGUGCUUGAUGGCUGUCGUUUUCAUUACAGGAAUUGGCAACUGGAAUUUUAUGGGGUCUUGUUGACGCCUACGAGAAGUCAAACAUACCGUUGCUUCUGUUUGAAGUGGAUGACGCGGUGGCAACAGGGAGCUAUUUCGCAAAGAAGAUCGGAUUCGCUGUGUUGGUGGACAAUUUGGUGUCAAAAAUGACGGCUAACCGAUCUAUUGAGAAUGAUUGCGGCGCCAUGGCUUCAAUGAUUGCCAAUCCUGUCUACAGCCAUUUCUUCCUUACGAACUAUGGAUACCCGUUCGUAUUGAAAACAAUGGAAUCUAUUCUGCGGCUACUUCGCGCUGGGUACACUCACGGAUCAUUCGGGCCAAAAGGAGAAGACAAGUCUAUGGAGACGACUGAGGACGAGAGGUUCGGUCCGAUGCUGUUUUACUCGUAUGCGAUUGAGAAUCCGCAUGAGCGAGAGUUGUUACAACUCUGCCGUUCUGCUGUGAACGUCCUCGAGGCAAUGCAGCGGAUUAGUCCAGAGUCUGUUCUGGAUGAAGCUGCAAGAACGAAAACGACGAUGCUCCCACUCCUCGAUUACCCGAAUAAACUGGUGGCUCAAUACGCUGUUAUGUGCUGCAGUAUUCAUCUCCAAACGCAUCCUCCACAAUGCGGUAAAUUACUCGGCAAUGACGUUCUAGACAAGGUGAUCGCUAACUUCUUCGAUGAAUUCCCGCCCCUUCAAGUUGCUGCUUUUUCAUGCAUCAAGUUGGCAUUUGCUGACCAAAAAAACUUGUCAACUCUUCAAUCGAAGCUCUUUCCACUUCGACAGCGGAUCGUGUCAUGUCUCCACAGUCCUGCUUUUGAAGUGAAACGAAAGGUUGCCUAUUGAGCAUUGUUAGUACAAGAAUAAUGGUUUAUUGAUGUGAAAAUUCUUUUCUGUUUACAGGCAAUACUGUUGUUGGUUGAGGCAGUCUUUCGUCUGGAGGAUCAAACGUUUCUCGAUGGUUUUGCUGAAGCUUUUGUAGCGGACAACAACGGUUUGUUAAUGGAACUGUUCGAUUCUGUUUCGAAGGAAGUAGCUCGGAAUUCGUCGGCUGGGGGUGUUCUCCAGCUACUUGUGCGACUAGUUCUCAAACUGAAUCUCGUAGCUCGUACCGGCGGUGAUAAGCUAGCGCAUGUGAUUUGCCAUAUGUUGAAGACACACAGCAACGACACAUUCCUUCGUCCUGUGCUGUUUAAUUUCUUACUCCAGAUCGUGUCACAAGAUGAUCAUGCCGAGUAUUUCGACCGGAAAAGCCGACUGGAUGUAGUAACCGAACUUCUCUCACAGCGACUAACGCUGAGCGAGUUGCGGAAUGUCGCCAACAUUCUCAUAUUAGCUGCUUCUAAGCACUCUGGUAUCCGACACUACCUAAGUGGAUUCGAAUCAGGCUGUAUCCCUAAGGUCGCCAGUCUGUUAGGUGAAUUUUCAGAGCACAGCCUAGACAUUGACAACUCGAAACGUACAUUACCAGUACCAGGUUGCUACCACGAAGAUCGUGCGAGUGGGAUUCAGCAGCCUGAAGAAAUGCCGGAUGAAGGUUCUACUACAUAUCUGCUGAAAAUAACGACGUCUAAGACGGUCUUCGCUUCCCACUUCACCGAAGAUAUCUAUGAGCUGUUUCUACGAUUGCUGUUGUUGCUUGUUACUGGUCCAGAGUUUAGUGCUGAGGAGAGAUACGGCUGUCUUUGCGAGAGUGACGGAUGUUCUAACUGCGAUCCGUGUGAUAUCAUCGCAAAGGCACGCUAUGGGACCAAUAUCCUUCGGUUCUCAGCUGCACGUCGUGUCAUGUGUCCAACAUAUGAUCUUAGCUUUCUGCUAUCAGCAAAAGGAGACCCGGCCGACAGCAUUUUGAGUCUAACGAUCCAGGUACUUGAAGUUCUUGCGGCUAAUUAUCAAUGUCGUGUACAAAUGCUGCGGGGGUCUAUCAAGUCAGACUGGUUCUGGAUGCCAGCCUUAGUCAAAAUCGCAAUGCUUCCUGAAUUCCAAGAAUUUGACGUGGAACGAAAUGAGGUGACGAAACAACGGCAAGAAUCCGUUGCUCAUACGAUUCAAUUACUGGGCCAUUUGAGUGCUACUAAAGAAGUGGCCCAGCGGCUCAUGAUGGAUAGACCGUUCAUAUCCACACUUUUCUCGUACCUCACACCUACAGAUCAAUCAAUUGUUGCAAUCCGCCGAACUUCGGCUUUUACAUUGGCAAGACUCGCGGAGUUACCGGUAUUUGUACGGGAUGCGUUCUUCCAGGAGAAAAUGGCCCUGGUAAUUCAUGCUUCGAAAGAUAACGACGAUCAACUGUCGAAUCCAGAGCGUGACCCGCUGGUACUGGCAAACAGGAUAAUUCUUGCCAGAAAUCAAAGACUAUUGACACCAGGACUUCAAGGCCGAAGUAUAGAUGAAGGAUUAUUGUCUGUCCUUGUUCAUCUACUGGUAUCUCACAAGAUGUAUUCGCAAGAGGUUGGGGUUCUUGCCGGGGAUGUACUUGCUAACCUCCUUUAUUACCGGGUGACUUUGCGGGAUAAAAGCCGCUUUCGUUCAGUAAUUUGGAGUCCGACCAAGUCAACGGAAGAGCUUAACCAUUCAUCGUCCAAGCGUUUAACCGCCUACUUGCAUAACUCAAUUAAAUUGAUGCUUCAAAAGCUGCGACAGUCGAGUUUUGGUGCCUUUCGCGAAUACACGGCGCAAUUGUUGAACGACGAACUUGCCUACACCUGCAAGCACCUAGAAGAAACAACUUCCGGUCGUGAGCUUCUGUGCGUGUUGAUUUCUCUUCAUCUCCCUUCCAGUGGAACUGAUGAAAAUUUGAUAAACAACCAUGGCCACGAUCUCAGUUACAGUGACUCGGAUGUAAUUCAAACGUACAAUCACGUGCACCGGACAUAUUUAAGACCACGCAGUCUUCAAUACGUGUUUAGUGCGUCCGACCGAUCAACACACGAGUCAAACGAUUACAGCUUCAACGGAUCCUCUCAUCUGUGGCUUUUCUUACGAAAACUAUGGAAUUUGGCGAUUGCUGAACUGGAAGAGGAUAAUGAACAAAACCGAGCGAGUAUCUCCGAGGUGAAAGAUACUGUUGCAUCUAGAAUUCCCUAUGUUUUUACGAGUUGGAACAGUGAGAGUGAUGUUAGAUAUUCCACGGUGGCUUUUGAAAGGCGAAGGUGCUUUCUUGAUUUCGUGAUUGCGGUUGGAAAAUGGGACCCCAGCGUACUAAAUGUGAUCGAUACGAAAACUAUUGUUGAAAUUGUCAUAAGGAACGGCAUAGAUGCGCCUGCCACAAUGGGACGCGAGUAUUUGCUACUGAAAGAAAUGUGCCAACACAUCCCAGAAAACAUUGUCGUGAUGGCGAAAUGUUUUGGUCUUGACUGCAUGAAUAACCCCCAAGGCAAACCUAGUGACGUCUUUAGAGUGUUUUGGAGCUCAGUUCAUCUUCAAUUACUUCCAGUGAAAUUUACGCUGGCUGCAGGGAAUAAGAUCACGAUUCUAGAUCCUUCCACGGAAGCCGAACUGGUGCUGAUCUUUGGAAUUGAUGUUCUUAAACUCCUUUCGUCGAGUACCCCACCGGCAGUGAAAUGGUAUGCGGAAUGUCAAGGUGACACGGAGGUUUUAGAUAUGAUGCUAUUGGCUUCAAAGACGUCUACGCUACAGAUGCAGCACUCUCUAGUCCGAUCGUUCCUGUCUAGUUUGCUGUGGUUGACGAAUCAGCUUCUCGAACUUGAUCACGCCACGUAUCUCAGCAUUUUUACGUCGGAUCCUCGGUAUUUACGAUGCGUUAUUGACCUGAUUUACGCACCAGCCCACGAGGUUCAGACGAGUGCGAUAAAACUUUUGCAAAAUCUGGCGCAACAACCGAGAAUUUUCGCUAUGCUCUCACGUUUGGACAGUGUGACUGAUCCCAUCGGAACUGUGAACUCUGACGUGGUGUCUUAUGUGGGGAAAAAGCUGAAUAAGUAUCUACCCACUCCACCAUUAUCACAAGACUGUGUGGUGCUACUCGCACAUAUUUCUUUCGUUCCCUUUUUCACGGAUCUGAACACUACAGAACUGGUGAAAUUAUCACUAGGCUUUAGACAAUGCCGACAUCCUGAGUCACAUUGCUGGACGAUUUUGGUUGGUGACGGUCGUUUUAGUUCAGUUCCAGAAUGGAUGAUCGCACAGUACAGUAAAACUUCGAUGACCUCCUUCGCAGCUGUUAUGAAGCGUAUUCAAAAGCGGUUUGAUGGAUUUGUUGGAGCUCUACAGGAUAAGGCAAACUUUUCCAUGUACGCAAUUGACCAGAAGACGUACAUAACUCAUACUUCGGUAGCAACACGAAGACGUGUAGCCGUGAGAUUGAAUAGGUUACUGAAGACGUAUAUUGAUGAUUCUGCGAUGUGUUGCGGCUCACUACGAGCACGUAACGGGCUUGUUGUGCGUCUGGGGAGGCUUCUAGUCGAGGUUCGGGCGGAAAUUAUUCGUCGUGUGGCAUAUACAAAGAGGAUUUCUGAACGUGUUGUAUUCGAGCAAAUGCAAACACGACAGCUGUCUGAUCUGUUGCUGUUAUUGCAGGAAUCACCUCUCUUUGAAGGUGUUCCGAGAGAUAUUCUAGCGAACGUGGCAUUUCGCUUGGGUAAUCCUCUUGAAUUUCCGAUCUAUGAACCUGCAACAAUGCAGCAUUUGCCGUUGCUUUUAGUAUUUGAUGAAAGCGUCGAGUUUGAAAUGCAUUUGGCAGAAUCCGAAGAAGUGGUUCGAGGUACAGUUACCAGAGGAGGUUUACUUGGCUAUCCACAUUGGUUGCAAAGAGAAUCUUCAAACACCUUUGCCGUGCACAAAUGUGGACUACUUGGAGCUAUCAUAUCGCUUGAGGUGUUGGAGUCCGAACUACCAGAACCUGCUCUAAAUAUCGUGAAUAAUCGACUAAGCCACGCCUAUGCGGAUGGCGACGUCCAAGCUAUCUUGCGUUUAAUGAGUCAUGAUAAUUUACCGGUACCAACGUCGGGGAAACGCCAUCUCCAAUGCUCCGCUUCAGCUCUCAUUGUUCAACUCAUCACCGCCGAUGCUUUCGUCGAAAGCUUGCUCAAUGAUAACUGGGCUAUUGGAGUUCUUGUAGACGUUGCAUUGGGUGCCUUACCCGCUGAUGUAGUACUUAACGCAUUGACCGUGAUCGCUGCAUUGACAGCAACGGAGACCCGUACCAAACGAUUCUGGACAAAACUUACGGAGUCUGGUAAUGCGAAGGAAAUUGUUACGAGUCUUUGGCACCCAGUUGCUGAAUUUGUGAAUCGAUUCAAGCUUCGAUUAUGGGAAAAUCAUCCAGAGAUUCUGGAGAGAUUUUUUCUCAUCCAGUCUCAAGUCGCGAGCUCUGUACCUGCGUUUUGGACGAAUCUACAGAGCACUUGGACUGUAAAAUACUUGCGUGAUUGCGUAGCGUUGCUGCGAUCCGACCAGAAAGGGACACCUGAGGUGGUUGGAUACCAUUUAAGUUGUGGUAUUCCUCAUCGCGUGGAUUUUCUACUUCGGUGUGGAUAUGAUCUGGAUUUGCACUUGACGAUAGCGCGCGCUCUCGCUCGAACACGCAGUGGGAAUGUUAUCGGUAUGCUCCAGUUGUUUGAUGCACUCAGCAAUGAUGACGUCCUAUGUGAACAAAUUUGGGAGCACGUGAUCAUUUCAUCUGAUGUGUUUGAUGGGAUUCUCGAACUUGUGACAGCGGAGAUUAGCGGCUGCUUUGACGCAGGCAGUAGUAACGAUCUCGAAGUUUACUGCACGUUUAUCUACAAGAUAUGCACCGGUGGUAUCAAAACUCAAUUGGAUCUAGGACUUCGUCAUGCCAUUCAAAAUCAAUUUGGCAUAUUGCUAGUGCUUCUUGAACAGGUUCACGAACUUCGAGAAAGGCAUUCGGUUCACGUUGUGCUUCGUUGUGUUGGAAGUAUAUGCACCGAUACACGUUCCAACUAUAACCUCGCAGCAGCGUCGGCCCAUACUGAUGAAAAGACGGGAAGUUUUAUCAGUAUUGUUGUCACAGCGCUGGCAGAACUAGAAAGCCACUUGCAAUGCCACACUAUUGUUGAGUCUUUGGAAAUUCAAGCUAUUUUUUCUUGCAUUGAUGCGAUCACUUCUGUAUCGGAACAAAGCGAGCAUUUUGAGUCCAAGAAUCUCAUGACAAUAGCUCUGAACAUUAUUCAAUUAUUUGCUUCACGAACUCAAACUUUUGACGAUGGAAUGAUCGUAGCUUUACAAUCUGUGGUAAAGGUACUGCGUCGCGUUGUGAGCGGCGAGGGAAAUGAUUAUCUUCAAGCGUUGAACGAAGCAGAGAUCUCGACUUUUGUGGCUGGCUAUGAACUCAAUUCGCAGUUUUAUUCAAUGGCUAAUGAUAACAUUCAAUUGCUACGGCUUCUGGAAAGUUAUACGACACUUUUGGACGUUUUGGUGACUUCACAAAACUUUCUGGAUAUGUUGUGGGCGAUGUAUUUCAAUGGAACUGAAGCUAGUAGUUCAUUUCUCACUUGGAUGUACCAAUGGAUACUAUUUGAACCAAACGAAAGCCCGUCCAUUAACGCACUAAACCUCAAUCGCGCCUCCAAAAGAGAUCGAGUACUAGCCGUUGCAAGUAAGAUGCAGACGCUGUCCUUGUCAGUGGCGAUAAGAUUGACUGAGCAUCAUUCGAUCGUCCAAGAGCUCACUGUUCACCCCAAAUUUUCAGGCGUGAUAGCGCACAUAUGUGCUUCACUACACAAUGCAACGGAUGACAUUGACUUUGAACGCCCGAUACAAUGGGUGAAAUUUAUGUGCUUUCUUUUGGAGAAGUGGGAAGAAGCAACAAGUGUCCAGUCUGAUGGACAUCGCAUGAGUGCAGUUAAAGCAGCUUUAGCUCACGUUAAAAUCUCACUACUAUUACAAGCGUGUGUUGUAGCUCGUGGGAAGGAGGAAAGUUUUGUAUGCUACGCUAUUCGUUUCUUGUGGCUGCUGGUAAAACUCCAAAAUAAUGCUGAUAAUUUUGUGGUCUCCGUGGAUCGCUGGACAGAUGAGUGGAUUGAGGUUAUACAUCUAGCCAUCAGGAUCUUGCAAUUGUCAUCGUCUUCGAUGCGAUUGAAAUGCUAUUUACUGGGGUUGCUGGCAGAACUGACGCUUAACCAAGUGACUUUAACGACAGAUACGAGUGAAGUAGUGGAUCUUGUCCAUGCUACAUUAAAGAUGCUAACUGGGAACUUACUGCUGAGGGAGACAGUACAAAAUGUUGCUUCGCGUAUUACAACGAGUUCUCUAUCCGCACAUAAGUGGAAGGAAAAUAAUGAAGGAUCUUUGGAUGAGGAAUUGAUUGGAAUCGGCGUCAUUCUUCAGAGUCAACGAUUCGUGCUCUACCUUUCUAGAAUCCCUUAUAUUCGAACAGCAUUAUUUCAUUCCGAGUCUAUUCAUCCGCUCAUGUGUCGAACUCUUUUCCAAGAAGCUAUUGCGACUUUAGGCGUGAAAAGAGAUAAUGAACUCUGGAUUACCGCGCAAGAAGACUCUUUACACCUAAUUACCACCUUGCUGAGAGCGGCAGAUGAAGUUGGCCGCAAUAGUGUGCUGCGUUCAUAUCGUCUGGUAGCUCGACGCGGACACUUCUUGAAGAGCUGUAUAGAUCUUCUCUCGGAGCCGUGGAAACUAGAAUUUCAAUGUGUCAUUGUAGAAGGCAUGAGAUCUUACUUAGACAAGAACAUUGGGGGAAGUGCUGAGGUUGUUGCUCUAAGGGAACACGGUGACGGCGACUUGAUGGAGCUGCUACGAUCGAUCAUAGUCGCCGAAGACACGAUGGACGGUUCCAACUCUUCGAAUAUUAUAGUGCUUUGUCUGCGCUUGUACAACUCAGUUAUUGAGUUUUCGUUGGAAAAUGCCAGAUAUGCUGCACGUCGUGGCUUCAGUGAACUAUGCCGGAAGUUCCGAGUGGCUGCAUCGAGGCAUGGUGCGCUGAUCUGGUGUGAUCGUCUAAGAACGAUUUAUUUCAUUGUUCGGAUGGUUGGGGACGUCGAUCAAUCUUUGACGAAAGAGAUCUGGGAAAUAAGUUGUGCAUAUUUUCUGCAUCCUCUACUUAUUUCCCACACGGAAACCACAAAAUAUGCUCUGGAGAUUUUACGCUGUCAUGUUGGGAAAGAAUUAGGCGCUUUGAUCGCGCUUGAAUGGGAUGAUAGAGGAAGGCACAUCGCGUUGUGUUUGAUUAACUUGCUACACAACGCAACACUCAACUAUACUGCUUCGGAAAGUGAUGCGUCUACAGCUAAAUUAUCGGUGGGUGCACUGGUACACUUGUGUUGCUCCGACACACUGAGUGCGUACAUAGCCAAUGAUCCAGAGAUCGUCACAGCCCUUGUAAGAGGCUGUGAGCAUCCGAAAAACAAGUGCCAGUUCGAUUUACUAAACGUUUUGCUGGCAAGUGAGGACGCAAUUCUCAAAAAGUCAUUCCUGUCGGAACAACUUUUGGACCAAUUGGGCAGAAUUGCCACAGUAAAUUCAGAUUGUCGAGUGCUUCUACUGGACCUUUUACCAGGAUUAAUUCACAUACUACGUGAUCGGGUCGUAGAUAGUGGUGGAAAGUGUUGGAAUGAUCUAUUGCUCUGUGUUCUCGAAGAAUUGAGUUCACAUACUGGCAAACCUGAAGCCGAUGAAAGCCGCUUGGUGAUAGCAACUAAAUCAUUGAUAAACAUCUUGGAUGCUUGUGAUUGUCGUGAUUUUCCAAGUGAAUUACUAUUUCGGUUGCAUGAUUCAUUGUUGAGGAUAGUUGAUACCUCGAGAGUGAUUUGUGACCCCAACGUUGACGAUGUUAAAGCUUCCGGGAGUGGAUAUUUUCAAGACUUUAUUGGCAUUUUGGUGAAAUCAUCGCCACUCGAAUUACUUGUUCUUUCCAGUCUUACGAAGCUUAGUGCUUACCUUGAGAUAGAGUUACCGGUGCAGCCGUACGGUAUAAUGUGUGUUUCGUCGUGGAUGAAUUCCAGUGUUUGUUGCAAUUGCGAGGGUGGAGAUACCAAGGCAUUUAUCCUCAGUUCGCUUGCUAUGCCUUUCUUGGCGUUUUGCGGGCAUAACGAGUCACUUCAGCCUGUGUUUAACUUCCCACCGUACUGGCGAAUUUUGACGAGAAUGUUUGCCACCUUCCAUGGAGAGGCUGUCCACCUUAAAGUGUCGAAAAUGAUGUUGCAGCUCUUACGCGAACCAACUAGCGAUAAUUACCGAUCCUUUGUAUCGAAUAUCUGUAAAUUGGAUUUGAUUGAAGUUCUAUGGUGGGAUGUUUCUACAAAAAAGAAUAACGUGAAGGUUGGGCAACGAGAGUUGUGGUAUUCGCUUCUAUUCGAGUUGUGCUACAAUCGCUCCAACGCUUUAGCUAUCAUGGAAAGGGAGUUUUUGGAACGUUUCGUCGUCUUAGAAAGCGACCAGCUCAACACGGAUCUCCUACAAGAACCCGCCAGUACGAGCUUUCUACGUCUUGUUUCCUCGGUACUCCGCGCAACAAACUUCUCCGAUCAUGCACAGUGUUUCGAGAAAGCGAUUUCAGCAAUGGAUAUCCUAGCCGAGUUGUGUAUUUGUACCAUCGCCUCGAUCUUAAAGAUGAACGAAACAAAGUGGAAUGCCACUGAAGUUCUGUAUGCCCUUGCGAUGCACCAGCAAACGUUACCAGGUAUAUGGAAGGCAUGUCGUUUGUAUCCCUUGGAAUUAUCAGAUGAAGGCUCAGAGCGGCUUUGCGCAGUGUCGGAGAUGUUGCUGCAAUGUGGAAAGAGUCUAGCUGAUCUCAUACUCGUUCUGACAAUCGUUGUCAAAAUUUGUGGACAGAGCAUCGAUAUUCUCAUCAGAGCACGAAAUAUGAUAGACUGCUGGCCCAUGGUAAGUGUACUCUUAGAAGUACUCCAGCAAUGCCUUCAUUCAUCAACAUCCUCGAGCAGUUAUCUCCGCCCAAUCGUUCUAACCACUAGCAAUCCUGUCGAUUUCCUCCCGUUUCAUUUCCCGACGGAGUUUCACAUUAAAGCAACAGUGCUGGCUUUACAACUUGUGCAGCUUUGUGCAUCCGAUUGCCAGUUUGCUGAGUCUUUGGAGACAGAAUUGGAUCUACUACGAACUCUGUUUAUGUGCAUUGCAACAUCGAACUUGGAAGUUGCGAAUAACGCAGCAAUUGCACUCAGUGCCUUGAUUCGUUGCGAUGUCGAUUGUUAUGAUCCAGAAGAUGAGGAAGCAGACGUCACACGAUAUAUGUGUAGCCAGGGUGACUACCGACAUCUUGAGUUCUUCUACACCCUGGACACACAGGAGAUAGUUCGUGUUGCACCCUCCUCUCGAUUCCCACCUAGUUUUGUGCUUUUAGUGCGCUGGUUACGCUUUUACUCCGUAAACUUGACGUUACUCAGCGACGUUCAAGAGGUUGAACACUUCACACAAGAACUGGAAACUACAGAAAUCACCCAACGUGACGAUCACGAGAAGUUCGUCGCGAGUAUUCUUGAAAUUCUACUAUAUUCCGUGUCGAACUAUCACUUCGUCGUCUACAAGAAUGAUAAUGGAGAAUCGGAAGAACAAGAGCACUCAUUUUUGCUGCAGUCUCUUCUCUCACUCUGCCAACGUUGUGGCGGUUCGUGCAUUGUCUCUAGUAGUCAGAUUCGCAGCAGAUCUCUCACACUAGUACAAUUGUUGUGCUCUCUUGACUUACCACACACCUCGUCUGUACAAGUGUUCACAAACCCCCAGCAGAUGCAGAUUUUGAUGAUGAUUGUCGAGUGUUCAACGUCUGAUGCCGAGCAGAACGCAGCCGCGCAGUUGAUUCAAGCCUUGGCACUUAAGGAGCCUGUCAAAACGUUAUUGAUAUGUGACUCAUCGCUGCUUUUCCGCUUAGAAUCGUGGCUUGAAAUGGAUACCCUACAGCUUCUAGCGGCUGCGGUCAUUCAGCGACUUGCCACCCUAUCGAGUAUUGCUGUCCACGGUGUCUUUGGGUUUUACCCAAGUGCUCAGCAGCAACUGGCCCAGUUUCUUUUUGUAGGAUUGGGACACAAGAAACCAAAUCGUGAAUUUCUCAAAGAGAACAAGCAAUUGCUCUGUAAAUUCCACAGAUUUCGACUGGAAAUACAUCUGGACGGAGAUCCCAAGUGUUCACCGCGACAGAGCAGCUUUCGCCUGGUUCAAAUGAGAUUUGAAAUCGUCGAUCAAAGCGGAAAAAGGCUUCGCCAGUUUGAGUAUCAAGCAACGCUACAAAGUGGAAAUGAAUCUGGCUACCACGAGUUUUUGGUGGAUCCAGCUGCAAGAAUUGUUCGUUGUAACGUCUUCACUGGGUACGAAGAAAGAAAAUUUGAAUUCUCUCGGGGAAUUGGGUCCGUCUGUCAUCGUUGUGACUCAGUACAAUUACGAUUUUCUGAAGAGGAGCUGCAACCGAGUACAUCGUCGACUGGUAUUUUGGCACGAUUACUGAGACAAGAUAUAAGUGUUGAAUUUUUCCAAGCGUUAUCGGGCAUUGUUGCCGAAUUUUGCAAGGACUACAGUAUAUUUCGUGAUCCCAUUGUUGACUUGCCAUUCCAGAUAUUGGUAGUCCUCGCUAGAUCUGUAGAGUUCCCUCCUAUUGGGCAAAUGGAUGUUAUGUCCUUGGAAAACUUGACUACGUGGUUUCCUACUAAACCAACGGUCAGCAAUUUUAAAGCAAUUAUCCCUCCUGUCUUAAAUCUCAUCCAGAAACUUCGUCAGUUAGUGUGUGUAAGCGAAGUUGAGCACGAAAGCGUGUUGGGCAGUGAUUCUGGAAGUUCCAGCUUUUUGGAAAAAAUUGUCGAGCUCGUAGGGGAUGUGGAAAUCCGCGAUCUUACUGCAAACACGUUGAAUACUUUGUUCAUCGAGAAUUCGGACUUGCUGCUUUGCUUAUGUGGCCAAUUCAAUUCAGAACAAAGUUCAGAGACGACGUUCCUAUCACUAGUGGCGAUUGCAAUUCGAAGAAACGUAGUGCACUGCCAAACGUUUCUAACGCCGACAGCGCAGACGCUACUUCGGUCAGUAUUCGACGCUGGUAUCCAGAAAAGUACUGCUCAGCCUGAAUUGCGGAGUAGUUUGAUUUACUUUGCUUCUCUAGUAAUUGUACGAUUGACGCGCUGCCCAAUUGGUGACAACCUGAUGAACGCACUUGACUUUUUCUCGCGAAUAUCUUUCGAAAUGUUUAGUCGCCAUCCAACGGCUGAUGAAUUUUCUACUGGAGCGGUAGAGAAUUUGAUACUUAGUUGUAGCUUCUUUUUCGACGGGCUGCCUACAUUUGUAGCUGUCCACGCAGAUACUCGAGAAUUUUUGCGGUAUGAAGCCUUAUUUUCUGCUUCCAACGUUGCUGAAGAUGAACUUACCAUUGCUGAGACUCUUCUGAUGUUUCUUGGUAGAACUCCAAGUAAUGGAAUUGAUACUAGCGGAGUCAUCGACGGCCAAAUUUCUUACAAUAGCUAUGAUCGAUUAGCAGCAUCAAUUCUUGAAGCUCUAGUGGAGAAAUUAUCCUCUCGAAAAAUAUUUGAACAAACGUUUCUCCAAUUAUUGGACUCACGAUACCAACAAAAGGGUAAAACCAUCGCAAAAGCUUUUGAAGAGCAAUGUCUCGUUGGCAUGAGGAAAUGUAUCGACCUAACGCGUUAUGAUUUCCAAAGUGAACUAAACGCGCUUAGACUAACCUACUACUCCAGUAUCCGAGCGGGAGUUCGGACUGGAAUCAUCCCUCCCCAAUGUAGCGGAGUUUUUCAACGCUUCGAUCAAGAACAUCUUUUACCAAGUGAAAGUUUGCAAUGGCACAAAAAUCAGAUCGGGGAAAGCGAGAAAACGCAUCGUCAUCGUUCUUUUCUACGCCACGAGCAAAACCUCGCUACGUCUCCAAGCAAAUUCUUUCAAGCGGAAGACUCAAAAUUUGAUUUAGAGCUCCGAGAGCUCAUUUUGUUCACCAAUGAACACUCCGAAUUAUUGUCCGUUUUGACUGUAAACCGUAAAAAGGCUUUGACCUCAGCAAUUCGCGUUGCGACCCAGAAUGCGCGAGUGUUGAUGGCUUUCCACUCAAUGGCAAGUCUCGCUCUUGAUUUUUACAUUGACACGGCCAUGAAACUGCAGAAUGAAAAGAAAAAAACUAAGCGCAAUUAUCAGAGAAGAAUGAGCGCUAUUGUCAAUAUUGGCAACGACGAGCAGAAGUUUUUUCUGGAAUGGCUUCUCUUACUCGAACAGUUAGCUGGGUUGCUCUGCUCUGGGCUACACGAGCUCGAUGCGACGUAUUAUAUAGAGAUAGCACGUCAGUUCCGUUCUCUUAUCUUGGAUUUACCGAUUUUUCUACGUAAAAUAGAGCGCAUGGGGACGCACUCAAGACAACAAGCGUUGAUGCUGUUCCUCGACAAUUUGCAUCGACUAUUAAAGCGUGCCACAAAUCGAAACGAGUUGAGGGUAGUGGCCGCCAAUGGAUCAGGAAUUGUGGAUCAAACUAAGCCUAUUCGAGAACGCCUCCGUAAAUUAGAUGUCCAUAUUUCCACAUCACUAGCUGCUCUUUUAGAAUCUAAAGAAGGGAUGGAUAAUCUCUCAAGAAUGCUGAUAGCAAUGCAGUAUAUGUGGCGGCGAAUAAUGGGGGAUACUUCCCUUGAAAAGACGAUGGCGAGCUCAAGAGAAGCAGUCAGCAUUUUGAAGAAAAUGAAAGAGAAAUUUAUGAGUUUUAUUCGCGCUUUACGACGACCGAUGACAACUUUUCGAGCCCGGCACAAAACUUCUACAGUUAAAGAAUUCGAUGGUCCGUCCGAGUUACUAAAUCUCUCUCGGGUGAUAGACUCAGCGAGCACUGGCCUAUCGUCUCAAAGUACUAGUGAACGCGAUGAUCUUGGUGCCACUAGUAAGAAUUUUCGCCAGAUUUCGUCACCUUUCCCGUUUGCCUCUUUCAAGUUGCUUUUGGAUCACAUUGGUUUGGAAUCAAUCACUGCAAAGCGAACAAAACUACUUCUUCAGUCUCCAAAAAACAAAAAUGUUGUUAUUGGGGUACUUACGUACGCUUUUGGUAUGGGAGAAGAAGCUGUUGAAAGAAUGACGACACUUGAACUGGCUGAAAAAUUUCAUGAACUUGAAGAGAAGAAGAAAGUGCUCACCCUAUUGGAUCAACUGCAACAAUUGACAUUGGAAAACGAAAUGCCUUUCGAUAAUCUACCUUCUGUUUCUCACGACAAAGUGGAAAUGAGUUUGUGGCGCUUGAUGGUGCGUCCGAUACAGCGCGUGCGGUUCAUUCACUUGUACCACCAAGCGCAGAUAUUUGUACACUGUGAUCCUACCAAACGUCGAGUAAUACUAGAAACAUAUUGCCAAGCUUCACCACAGCGACCCAUUAUCCGUAACAGAACGCAAGAUGAACUCAGUAGUGAAGAGGAAAGUCGUACAAAGCAGCUCGUUGCAAAGCCAGAAAAAGACUCUGCUUUUUCGCGAUUCUUUGGUACAUUGAAAAAGGAAAAACAACGAAUUGGAGCUGAUCAAAUAGUCCAGGAAGAACCGGUACAAAUUGCUGCAGCUACAGGACCGUGGAACACUGCACCUUCACUAAAAGCAGUGAUUUCUCGGUCCACACUGAAAGUAUGUGAUGGAAUUUUCAAUCCUGACCCCUUCUCCGACGAUUCGGCAAUGGUUCUACUCCGUCGAAAGCUUGAGGCUCAAACGAGUAGGAGAAACUCUAAAAGUAUAACGAGGUUCCGUGAGUCAAACCGAUCAGCUCAAUAUCGUUACGACCAGCACGCCAGUCUUCUUGAUAGAAUACUCCAUGGAAUUAUCUUGAUCGGAGCUCGACUGAUUCUAUUGAUCGCAUUUUGGCGUCAAGAAGAACUUCGAAUGGACUUAAAAGAUCCAAUUAUGGCUAAAGCAUUUAACGAUCCUCAUGCGCGAGAUGAAUACUACCGCUUUUAUCACGCCAAAAAGGGUCUAGGAGAGCUGGUGCGUGUUUGGAUGCCUACGUGUGGUAGACUGGGUCUUCAGUUAUGGCAGGAACGGUAUUACGCUUUAAUUGGGACAUUGUUUAGCGUUGUAAUCUCGCUGUGGUUACCGACCGUAGCUUUUGACGAUGAUGUGUCAAAGCGCAAUAUUUUCAUGACGCGGAUAGUAUACGGCUAUGGCAUUGGGAUCUUUCUACUAUCCGUAGUUUCUAUCGCGCUAAUUGCCCAAAAUCGCUUUGUGCUGCUGGAACAGACUCGACUGCGUCUUCGGCCAGUGUCCCGCUACUACCAAAACGCGUUGGCUGUGACUGCCAUUGCUGUCGAACUCGUGCAACUUAACUCUCUAACAUUUGACUCAGCCGUGGAAUGGGAUGAUUCUGAUGAACUUCCGGCAAUUAUCGAAUGGCUGGGAAACCAGGGGAUCACAAAGUUUGGCUUCACAUCAGUCUCAGAACUAGAAGCACUUGGAGUUCUCUUGUUGUUGCUUUUCUGGUUUUUACUACUGAAAUGUGCCAACAAAUUUCGAGAAACGAGUGCUCUACUGCAUCGUAUAUUGACCAAAGAUCUACCUGCAUUGGUGCAUGGAUUUCUCUACAUGAGCACGAUCUCGGUCUUUUUCUCGUAUCUCGCUUGUAUGGACUGCUCGGACAAGCAUGCUUCCAAGUACGAAAAGUGUAAUAAGGACCCGAACUGUCCUCCGUUUUUGAUUGCACAUAAAGACAUCACGUGUUGGACGUCUGAACAUCAAUGGUAUGCGCUUCUCGGACUCUGGGGUAUCACUUUCUUCCUGCCUAUCGGUUUGUUAGCACAUGGUAUGAGUCAAGUGUUAUUCCAACGUGAGACGUUGGAUAUCAAAUAUGCCCCUGUAUUGAUCCUCGUAGUGCAGCUGGUGAAGGCAGCAGCAGCCACAGCUCAAGGUUUCUUCCCUCAUAAUCCCAUACUUCUCGCUAGUCUCGGUGCUGUGGGGAAUGCAGUCUUAUUGGUCCUCACACUGGCGAUGCAUAGCUGUUCCCUUUGGUACAUCAAGUACAUCAAGUGCAGCAUAUACGCGGCGUCGUGUUGGGCCUCGCUGGGCGCUAUUCAUCGACUCCAGUAUACUGGACAAAGCAGUACUCGAUCGCUUAACAUGAUUUACUUUGGAUGGCUCAGUAUUGGACUCACAACAGCUACAGCCAUACUAGUGAAAGUUUGGCUACGCGCACGAGCUAAACAGCGAGAUACAGAGCGUCACUUUGCAGCGCAACAACGUCUGCUCAAUGCAGGCACGGCGAGUGGUGUACUAGGCACGGUGGAGCAGAAAUUUAUGAAAGCGGCGAGCAAACGCUGCACUGAUCCUCUCACACGUGCGACCUUUAUCUCGAACGCAAAGAGACUUAGUAGCUUGACUCCACCUCCAGUAUUGGAAGAAUUCGUGGCAAGAGCUAAGGAUGCAUCGGUGCAUUUGAAUGAACCAGGCGAAAUCUUGAUCAUGCAGAAUGCUCGAAUCUUGGCCAAGAAACUACGUGAGCAUGCAGAACUACGACGAAGGAGGUAACUUUAGAUCGAUCAAGCGUAAAAGAUAGGGACAGGAAGUGGUGGACCAAUUUGAUGUUAUACAUGUCUGCGAGGCAGAUCAUUUGUGCAUGAACAUGCAUGCCUUCAUGAAGGAAUCCUAUCGACUACUGUUUUAUAUACGUGGUUAGCUCU